AUGUGUUUAUACUUAAUUUUAAUAACAAUAGCCAGCACAAUUGCCGCGACAACACCAGCCACCGCUGUUUUGUUAACAAACACAUUUACUAAAUGUCUAUAUAGUUUCACAGCAACUCAGUUUCCAUCGUUCACUCUACCUCCGGCUCAGCCGCACAGCCCCGGAGAUCAACGGCUGAAUUUGUACAAUGACAUUCGCCUGAGCAACGGAAGUGCCUUGAAUGCCGGCCAAGGCUGCAAUGGUGGUCGAUCAAGUGGAGAAUACGGAUAUCUGAAUGAAAGUAAUGGCCAAUGGAUGACGAGUUAUACGGAUGCUGACGGAAGAUCAGCGAAUCUGAAUGUAUUUUAUGCUACGGCGCAAAGCGCAUUAAAUGUAGUUACAUUACAAACGAACUACGGAAACUUGGGAUCAACCAGCGCAGCAACGAUAUCAGCUAUUAUGUCAAGCUCGCCCAGAUACGUCUUAGCUCUUUUGUACAGAGGAUAUUCAAAUAUGUUCGCUCAUAUGGACUUAAAGAAUUCGACAUUUCAAAUAGAUGCUGUACGUGCCGGUUUAUCAAUAAUUCAACCAAUUCUCUUUGUUUAA
Didymodactylos carnosus is the source of this 585-nucleotide messenger RNA. The record is from the annotation of a GenBank genome assembly. NCBI's taxonomy places the organism in Eukaryota, Metazoa, Rotifera, Eurotatoria, Philodinida, Philodinidae.